Boleophthalmus pectinirostris (great blue-spotted mudskipper) is the source of this 5336-nucleotide messenger RNA. RefSeq names its product CBFA2/RUNX1 partner transcriptional co-repressor 3 (gene cbfa2t3). NCBI's taxonomy places the organism in Eukaryota, Metazoa, Chordata, Actinopteri, Gobiiformes, Gobiidae. Gene Ontology annotation, cellular component: nucleus. Bases 372 to 1229 code for a protein of 285 amino acids. The transcript has 4 exons. Gene Ontology annotation, biological process: negative regulation of DNA-templated transcription. The record is from RefSeq and is a predicted model, not a curated record. Gene Ontology annotation, molecular function: transcription corepressor activity.
UACAGCUCAGAGCACGGCCCCUCAGCCAGAGCACGAGACACGCUGACCGCCCGCUAACAUGCGCUCUCACACAUAACACGUUCUAGUUAGUGAGAGAGGACACACUACGCAUUUAGAUAGACAGGACAGAGUUUUGUUUUUUAUGUGAUUUUCAGUGAGUGCAAUCAAUGUAGGAAUGCAGGCGAAAUGGUCAGAAAUCAGAAGUUAAGAGGGUGAAUCAUCGAGAAUGUGCUUCAAUUAUGAGUGAUGCCAGGCGACUUUGAAGAUACACCCUCCCAACUUUUUGGUAUACCUUUUUUUUGGACAUACAGAGACUUCAUUAUACUUAAAUUGUCCACCUGACUCAUAAUACAUUUAGACAACACUCCAGCAUGUCAGCUGAGGUGCACCUGGAGCGUCUAAAAAAGGCUUCCUCUUCUUCGGCGUUUGCUCUGUGCGUCCCCACGGUGACGCUGAUCAGCCACAAACCGCUCCGGGAUCGAGCCAGUGCACACAGACCCCCGCACCUGCCCCAAAGCGCUGGAGCCCACUAUAGAUGCAGAGAAGGUAGGAGUGGACUAUAUCCUGAAGGACUGUCUUCUGAAGUCUUCUGGCAGUCUGCUACCACAAGCAUCCCGCUCUCCCCAGCACUAAAGCACCUCCAAAACAAGCAGGAGGAAGCGGUGAAUGAGGUGAAACGUCAGGCCAUGUCGGAGCUGCAGAAGGCUGUGUCUGAUGCUGAGAGGAAAGCCCACGAGAUGAUUUCUGCUGAGCGCUCUAAAAUGGAGAGGGCCCUGGCUGAGGCAAAGAGACAGGCCUCUGAGGAUGCACUAACAGUCAUCAACCAGCAGGAGGACUCCAGUGAGAGCUGCUGGAACUGUGGGAGGAAAGCCAGUGAGACGUGCAGUGGCUGUAACACGGCGCGCUACUGUGGCUCUUUCUGCCAACACAAAGACUGGGAGAAGCACCACCAUGUGUGCGGCCAGGGCCUGCAGGGUCUGCCCGGGGGUAGCAGUGUCCCUCUGGGCACGCCCUCCUCCAGCUCCUCCACCUCCUCCAGCGCACCCCCCACUCACUCAGAGAGCACCCCACCCGGCCCCCUGUCCCUGACAGCUCAGAGCAGUAUGACCGCAGGGGCAGGCAGUGGCAGUGCCAGUGUCUCUGCCAGCCCAAAGGAGAGCAGUUCCAGCAGUGCCUCUCGCUCCACGACCCCAGCCACGCCUGCGCUCCUGGACGCCACCUCUCGCUGACCUCUGACCUUUGAACUCUCCUGUUUACUGAUGAGACAGUGCCCACACUCCACUAAACCAAACUGAGGAAUCUCCAUCGCACUACGCUCCCGCUCUUUCAGUGGUCCUUGUUUCCCCUCGAGAGUAUUUACACUUUGUCCAAAUGCGUCCCUCUGAAUUUCAGAAACAUAUCAGUUAUGUUUAGCCAAAAUAUGAGUAAAACUUGAAGAAUCGCCCUUAAUAAUGAUGAAUGAUGUCCAUAUAAGGACAUAAGAAAAGGGCUGUUGAACUGCAGCAGUUAUAUGGAAAGAAUAAAGCACUUGGGUAGGAUUUCCCUUUAAUUGAGAGAAUAUUAAGUGAAUGACACCCAGCCUUGAGACGUGCACUACUAAAUUUACUUUAAUAGCAACAAACAGAAGAUAUAAUUUUUUUUUCUGUCUUUUAAAACAGAGGGAAACCUGUGAUGUGAUUCAUUCCUCAGACAAACAACUUAGUAUUUAUUUAGUUUUUUCUGGCUUUAAGGGAAAUGAGAAGUCCAAAUAUUCUACUUAAAGAAUAAUGAUGAUGAAGAUAUGAAACAAAUAAAUUUUAAACUGCUAACUACCUUGCUAGCGAGCCAAGAAAUCUACACCGGACUCACCUCUCUGCACCAUUGUGAACCCAAAUGAAUUCAAAGAUGACAAAUAAUAAACCUGAUCCAAACUUUUGUAUUACACUGCCAAAGUGAGUAAGUAAGCGAUAAAGGAGAAGCACUCAUAACCAAACGCUAAAGCAACACCACCUCCUCAGCAGGAAAAGCCACUCUUGAGAAGACUAAGCUGUAGUCAAUCAAUGAUGGCCCAGACUGUGAACAAGGACUAUGCUGUGAACUACAAGAGAGACUUCAUGGAUUAGAAGAAACCCUGCCACAUUGUGAUUUAGGUAAAUGGUAACUAAGAGUUGACAAAACCAGGAGAAAAGGAAGACAGCCUCAAAGGAUCUAUGGAGCUGCCAAAAACCUCAACUUAGUUUGCAUAAUAACUUACAAAUUGUUUGUAAGUUGUUUUUUAAAAGCUCCAACGCAACACGGAAUAGCUGUUACCUUUACCAACCUUUUCCAAAGCAUGAGACAAAUAGAGCAUAUCGAAGUGACUGGCGGUGUAGACUUGGUUCUCCUCUUUCUACCUCCCCUCCGCCCCAAAUCUUCCUUUGACGCUCUUCCCUAAAGACUACAAACAUGGACGCCCAAAUCUCCCUGAAUCCUGCUUUGGACUUUGCCUCACAUUGCAGUGGGAAACACACAGGACUAUUACUUGCUUGUAGAUAUUGUUCCUCUUUUCAACUUUUCGAUAAUGUCUCUUGUCGCUGAUGUCCACAUGUGCUGCCCAAUUGUGUAUAUUCUGAGAAAUGGACUUUGUUUUUGUUCAACUACUUUUUUGUUUCAUUUCAUUCUUGUCAGUUUGAAAAUGAGCAGUGAAGUCAAGAGUUUGGACGCUCUUUGAAGGGAAAAACUGUCCCAGGUUGUACUUAUUGUUUGAUUUGUUGUAUCUAUAUUAAUGAUGAAAUGAAAGCCCACUUGUAGAAUAUUUUGUACUGCUCGCAUUGUAAGACAGUGAGAGGACAGAGGUGCAAUAUGAAGAGAAUUCAGCUACUGAAUGGAACCUCAACAACUGCCCAUAGGGUGUCAUAUAAUAUAGAUACAUAUAAAUAUAUUUAAAACAUCAGUAACUUAAUUAAUGUGAAUGUACAUAGUAUUUAAUGAGGUCCAAAAAUGUGUUUGCCAAAUAACAGAAACCUUUAAGGAUUAAAGUCAAGAAUAUGAUUUUGUUCACAGUACAUUUGUUUCUUUGAUUUUGUUUUUUCAUUUCUCAAUCUCAUUAAAACUGAAAAAGAUGACCCAAUGUGGAAGAGAUAGUUUGGAACAGAGGAAGUUGCUCCAAGGAUGAAAACAGAGCAAGAAUAGAUGCUGUCAGUCUUUCCUCAUUAUAAGAAAAUUCAAAUUGUACUUAGUACUUAUAUGAUUUAGCACCACAUUCUAAACAAAAGUGAAUAUGAAAAUAUUGACAUCUCUGACAUUCUGUCUUUUUUUUACAUUUAAUGACUGAUUUUGAUAUGACAUGCAAAACGGCCCUCUCAGACACCCCUCUGCAUGUCUUGUUCUAUCCAGUAAGAUGCAAGGAAACUUUGCAUUUUACAUAAUUUGAAGUAAUAUACCAGUGUUAAGCUAAAGCUAAUUUGACACCCAAUCAUAUGUAAUGCUUACUUACUUUAAGUUUCUUUGACAUACAGUUUAGGCUAACAACUUUCUCAGAUUUAUGGUCACCCAUUUAAAGUCCAUUCUAUAGCAAAAUGUGGACCAAAACAUGAAAAAAGGAAAUAUUUUGGCAUUGCAGACCAUAGGAAAAGUACACUUGUUAAAUACAAGCUUAGAUUUGUGCCAUUUGCUUCUUGCCGUUAACUGAUCUCUCUUCAUGACCCGUUCACACACCAGCUACCUCCAGUGACCAUACAGCUAACCACCAGGAAACAUUGGCCUGGGUUUUUGUAAAGCACGGCUGAAAUGCAGACAUGGAUUCACACAAAAUAAAAAUAGCGAAAGGAGUUGUCACUUUGCCAGUCACUUUGCAAGUUCACAACAUAUUAACACAAGUCUACCCUACCAUUACACUACCAGUCCAGACAAACAUGUAGUACUGUGCAAAGAUUUUUGGGAAGCCGAGUGCUUUAAAAAUCCAUUUGACUUCAUUUUGAUUUAUAUUUAGAUCACUGUUAAAAUCACAAAACAUGUUUUGUACAUUGAUCCAUAUUUACUUAAUUGUUCAAAGUUCCCAAGGCUAUUGCACAAUACUGUACACAUCAUAUCUUUACUGUAUAAAUCAUGUCUUCAAAAAAUGUAACAUGCCAUUCAUAUUAAAAACCAAUAGCGCGCAAACCAAAGUUAUGCUGCCAUUGCUACGUAUGCUUUGAUGUGCUGUGUGUGUUGCCAGAUCUGUAAAAAUGAAGUUCAAUCUCUCUUCUUUGCCAGUUAACCAAAGCAUCUGAAAUACACACAACAAACGAAUGAACAGCAGUGAAUAGGCUACAUCUUUCACAUGUGGAGAUCUUACUUAAGCAAUCAAAGCUUUUGUUUCCUACACAGUGAAUAGUGCUUAGCUAAAACAAUAGGAGCGUCUUCUUUACAAAGCCUGAUUACAGUUACAAUGCCUUUGCAGAGAGAUAACAAAUGCAUGGUAGAUUUGUGAUUGUAUUUUUAAAUGGCAAUAUAUUGUUUUGUUUUUUAUUUCCCUUUUAUUUCAUAUCACCCAAACAAACUACUUGAAACCUUCAAAGCUUUAAUCAAACAUUGAUGACAACAUUGUACAAUACAUUACAUUCACAUCAAUUGGUGACAAGUUCUUUUCGGUAAAUUGUGUGUUCUUCCAUGUCUGCACAUAAGCCAUCCCAGAAAACAAACCAAACCCAUCAUAUCCAACAAUGACCAAAAUACAACCAAAAGCAUUUGUGCUACUUUUAUGUUGCGUUUUGAGCUCAGAAACAGGUUUACUUCAACAUACAUUUUAUUAUUCAUAAAAUGUCGUAAUGCUUUAUUUUUGCUAUAAAAAUGUUGUAAAUGGCAAACACAGGAGGGCUCUGUCAAUGUUGGAUUCUGAAAAUGUGAAAAAUUGGGUGAAAAUGAAUUAAACAUAAUACAAUACAGUAAAGACGUAAUUUUAACAUGUUACUAUGUAUCCUGCCCCAGAAAUUAUGAGUCUUUUGGUCAAACUGACACUGAAGAUAAUUUCAAAUUUUUUCUUCAAAAGCCAUUGGUCUGGAUGGUCCUGUUUCUUUACAUUGAAAGGUAUUGUUUCUAUAUAGAGAAGCAUACUGUAUUGUGCAAUAAUAUGGAAAACACAUUCUGUAGGAAAGGUUGGCUUUUUGAUUUUUCUCAUUUAGUUUUCAUUUUCCUCCUCAAAAAGGUCAUGUUGCUGUUUUUAGAUGAAGUAAACUGUGCCAGAUGAAUUAAAUUCUGAUUUAUAUUUAUUUCUUGCAUGCUUUCCUCCCUGUUGCUAUAGGCUACUGCUCUAUACUGCUCUUUAACUGUUCGCUCUGUUGGAUGUGUGAAGCUGUAAAACAUUCUAAUUCAGGUUAUUGUCUGUGUUGAACAAUGUA